Elephantulus edwardii (Cape elephant shrew) is the source of this 1599-nucleotide messenger RNA. Its product is annotated as zinc finger protein 420-like. Gene Ontology annotation, cellular component: nucleus. Gene Ontology annotation, molecular function: DNA-binding transcription factor activity, RNA polymerase II-specific; RNA polymerase II transcription regulatory region sequence-specific DNA binding. Lineage: Eukaryota; Metazoa; Chordata; Mammalia; Macroscelidea; Macroscelididae. The coding region runs from base 1 to 1599 and encodes 532 amino acids. Gene Ontology annotation, biological process: regulation of transcription by RNA polymerase II. The transcript is spliced from 2 exons. The record is from RefSeq and is a predicted model, not a curated record.
AUGACCAGACGCCAUGAGUGCGGUGAAUGUGGGAAGAGCUACACUAAUAAGGUAAAUCUCACCAUUCACAAGCGAACUCACACUGGAGAGAAACCCUUUGUGUGCAAGGACUGCGGAAAAGGGUUCAUCAGGAACCGGUCCCUUAUCAUCCACCACCGAAUUCACACUGGGGAGAGACCCUAUCAGUGUGCCGACUGUGGCAAGGGAUUCGCCCAGAUGGCCAAGCUCGUGGUUCACCUGCGCACCCACACCGGAGAGAAGCCCUUUGUGUGCACCGUGUGUGGGAAAGGCUUCAUCACAAAGAGUAAACUCACUGUCCAUCAGCGAACUCACACCGGGGAGAAACCUUAUAAGUGUGGGCAAUGUGGUAAAGGCUUGAAGCAUAAGGCAGGACUUGUUAUUCAUGAGCGCAUCCACACGGGAGAGAAACCGUACGUGUGUGGGGAGUGCGGGAAAGGUUUCAUCACAAGGAACGAACUCACCGUCCACCAGCGAACUCACACUGGGGAGAAGCCCUUUAAAUGUAGCGAAUGUGGUCGAGGAUUCAUCCGGAAGAUCCACCUCACCUUCCACCAGCAGAUCCACACGGGCGAGAAACCCUAUAAAUGUAGCCAGUGUGGGAAAGGCUUCAUCCAGAAGUCAGAGCUCACUUACCACGAGCGCGCGCACACCGGAGAGAAACCCUAUGUCUGCAGAGAGUGCGGCAAAGGCUUCGUGAGGAACUGUCACCUCACCCUCCAUCAGCUAAUCCACUCUGAGGAGAAACCCUAUCGGUGUGGCGAGUGUGGGAAAGGAUUCAACAGGAAGUGUGACUUGACAGUCCAUCAGCGAAUUCACACUGGGGAGAAGCCUUAUCAAUGUGGUGAGUGCGGUAAAGCCUUCAUCCAGAAGAAAGAACUCACGUACCACCAGCGGACCCACACCGGAGAGAAGCCCUACUUGUGCAGCGUGUGUGGGAAAGGCUUCAUCCGGAAGAAGGACCUCAAUAUCCACCAGCGAACUCACACUGUGGAGAAGCCGUACCAAUGCAGUGAAUGCGGUAAAAGUUUCGUCCAGAAGGCAGAGUUCACCGUCCAUCAGCGGACUCACACUGGAGAGAAGCCCUUUGUGUGUGGGGUGUGUGGAAAAGACUUCAUCAGGAAGAUCUAUCUCACCAUCCACGAGCGAACUCACACUGGAGAGACACCCUAUAAAUGUGGGGAAUGUGAUAAAGGCUUCAAGCAGAAGGCAGGCCUCACUGUUCACCAGCGCAUCCACACUGGCGAGAGACCUUACGCGUGCCAGGAGUGUGGCAAAAACUACAGGAAGAAGAGUCUGCUCACUCUCCACCAGCAAACUCAUACUGGAGUGAAACCCUUUCAAUGUGAAUGUGGUAAAGGCUUCUUCCAGAAAACAAACCUUUUUAAACACCAACGCACACACACCAGAGCAAAAACCUAUGCUUGCACGGAGUGUGGGGAGAGUUUCGUCGAGAAGAAAAGUCUCAGUCUUCACAAGUGCACUCACGCUGGAGGAAAACUGUCUGAACACGAAGCUUUGGGAAAUCUUGUGCGCUGGGACCUGGGGCUGCUGUCAGAUGACCUUGGGGUGUCUGGGUGA